Papaver somniferum (opium poppy) is the source of this 2023-nucleotide messenger RNA. RefSeq names its product nitronate monooxygenase-like. Gene Ontology annotation, molecular function: nitronate monooxygenase activity; metal ion binding. Lineage: Eukaryota; Viridiplantae; Streptophyta; Magnoliopsida; Ranunculales; Papaveraceae. Gene Ontology annotation, biological process: superoxide metabolic process. The record is from RefSeq and is a predicted model, not a curated record. The transcript is spliced from 12 exons. The coding region runs from base 271 to 1749 and encodes 492 amino acids.
ACAAAGAUUAGAUCAAUAGAUAGGGUCCAUCGAUCAUACGGGGAAACGGGACCAUACCACAUGAAUGUGAUAAGAAAAUCACUUUAGAAAUUUGCUGGCAUGGCGAUGGCAGUUGAUAUGAUGAUGAUAAUAUUCUACUCAUUAUAAAUAGAAGAUCCUUUCCACCUUGUUUCUCAAACCUAGCUAGCUAGUAAUUAUUUGUUUUUGCUGCACUUUUUGAUACUAGCUACCGAGUAUAGAAAAUACCAUUCAUACAGAUUCAUAUUCAGGAUGGGUUUCACUGGCGCUAGCGCUCUAGGAUGGGACAAUGGCAUCGUAUUGGCACCAAUGGGAGCCGACAUAUCUGGAUCAAAACUUGUUGCAGCUGUGGCCAAUGCCGGAGGCAUUGGUUUAUUAGCUAGCCCAGUUAAUAUGUAUGAAAUGACUCUGAAAUUGAUCAAGGAUACUAAGAAGCUCACAACUAAGCCUUUUGGAGCUGGCAUUCUGUUGGGAUUCGAGCAAACCAAUACCACCGUCAAGGCCAUUUUUGAGGAAAAGCUUGCAUGCAUGCAAGUUUAUUGGGGAGACUAUACCAAAGAAAUGGUGGAUGAAGCACAUAAAAAUGGAGUCAAGGUCUUGCACCAGUUAGGUUCAGUUGCUGACGCAGAAAAAGCAAUUGCUGCAGGUGUUGAUUGUAUCAUUGCACAAGGUGUGGAAGCUGGAGGACAUGUUAUUGGGAAUGUUAGUGUAAUUGCCUUGGUUCCUAGAAUUGUGGAUUUAGUCGGCGACAGGAAUAUUUCAGUUGUUGCUGCUGGAUCCAUCGCUGACCCUCGUGGAUUUGUCGCUGCCCUAGCGCUUGGAGCUAAAGGUGUUUGUAUGGGAACAAGGUUCAUAGCUACAAAGGAAUCGUAUGCAAAUGACUACUACAAGCAACAAUUGCUUCAUUACACCGAAGCCGAUACGGACUACACUGAUCUAUAUAGCCGUGCCACUUGGACCGCACCGACUCGUGUUCUUAAUACACCUUUCCAUCAAAAAUGGAAACCAGUACCGCAAGACGUCUCGAACAAUGAAGAACAACCAAUCGUUGGUUACUCUAUAAUUCAUGGAGGGGAAACGAUUCUACGUCGGUUUGCCGGACAAGUAGCAAACCAGACCACCGCCGGGGAACUUGAAAACAUGGUCAUGUAUGGAGGACAGGGUGUCGGACUUGUGACUCAAAUCCUUCCUGCUGGUGACAUCAUUAAGAGUUUCAUUGAGGGUGCUCAAAAGAUCAUUAAGGAGCUUGGUGGCAGAUCACAGGUAAAACCGAUUAAAGCCGUCGUCCUUCUUAAAAGCACUGAAGGUGUCACCGGCACCAUCUACUUUACUCAAGAAGGGGAUGGGCCAACCAAUGUAACUGGAAGUAUCUCUGGUCUUAAACCUGGACUUCACGGUUUCCAUAUACAUGCCCUUGGCGACACAACAAAUGGUUGUAUGUCAACUGGACCUCAUUUUAAUCCUGCUGGCAAAGACCAUGGUGCUCCUGAAGAUGAAACCCGUCAUGCUGGUGAUCUUGGAAAUCUCAUCGUUGGGAAAGAUGGGAAAGUUGAGGUGAAGAUUGUCGACAAGCAGAUUCCACUUACUGGACCAAAUUCCAUUAUCGGAAGGGCUGUUGUUGUACAUGCUGACCCUGAUGAUCUUGGAAAGGGUGGGCAUGAACUGAGCAAGACCACUGGUAAUGCUGGUGCAAGAAUCGCUUGUGGUAUUAUCGGUCUUCAGGCUAAUUGAUCUCUUAUCGUCAGAUCUCUUACUACAAGCUAGUACUUGAACAUGAUUUUAUCACAUUGCACCACAGAAAUAUGAGAUGCCGUUUGAACUUUUUCGUGAGAGGGAAUAAAUGAGAAACAUGAAAAGAUCUCAAAUUGUUUUUUUUUUUAUGUUGAAAUAAAGUUGAGACUGUGAACUUGUGUGUUGUUUGUUUUUGUCACCGAAUUUCUGUUGUAUUGCUGCUAUUGCAGUAUAGUUGAUUGACAACGUAAUAAUAUGCUUUCUAAUUCGUCCA